GGCCCAAAACGCGCAGCCCAUGCCAUAUAUAAACUCUUUUGCAGCCACAACAGCAAAACCUCUUAUUUUUAGGGUUCCGGAACCGGGCAGAGCCGCCGCCGUAGAAGCUCAGCGUCGCUGCCAUGGCGAGGAUCAAGGUUCAUGAGUUGAGAGGCAAGUCCAAGGCCGAUCUGUUGAGCCAGCUCAAGGACCUCAAGGCCGAGCUCGCUCUCCUCCGCGUCGCCAAGGUCACCGGCGGUGCUCCUAACAAGCUCUCCAAGAUCAAGGUGGUGAGGUUAUCGAUUGCGCAGGUGUUGACGGUGAUUUCGCAGAAGCAGAAGGCUGCCCUGAGGGAGGCCUACAAGAACAAGAAGUUCUUGCCGCUUGAUCUGCGUCCGAAGAAGACCAGAGCCAUCCGCAGACGCCUUACCAAGCACCAGGCAUCAUUGAAGACGGAGAGGGAAAAGAAGAGGGAGAUGUACUUCCCCAUGAGGAAGUAUGCUAUUAAGGUUUAGGUGCGUACUCCACUGACUGGGAUGAAUGAACCGUGUGUUAUUGAAGAGGUUUAGUGAUUUUUGUUCACAGUAUUAAUAUUGUUUCUGUGGACGUGAUUUCUAUUUUAUUUUUUCCGAGUAUUGCUUUGAGAUGGUUUGUCGCCCCAAAAAAUGCCCAAAUGCUGUGUUUCAUUUUUGGUGAUAGUUUAUUAAAGAUUUCUGCUUAUGAUUA
Messenger RNA from Malania oleifera, 705 nucleotides. Its product is annotated as large ribosomal subunit protein uL29. The coding region runs from base 123 to 494 and encodes 123 amino acids. NCBI's taxonomy places the organism in Eukaryota, Viridiplantae, Streptophyta, Magnoliopsida, Santalales, Ximeniaceae. Gene Ontology annotation, molecular function: structural constituent of ribosome; mRNA binding. Gene Ontology annotation, cellular component: cytosolic large ribosomal subunit; ribosome. The transcript is spliced from 4 exons. The record is from RefSeq and is a predicted model, not a curated record. Gene Ontology annotation, biological process: maturation of LSU-rRNA from tricistronic rRNA transcript (SSU-rRNA, 5.8S rRNA, LSU-rRNA); translation.